Messenger RNA from Diaporthe amygdali, 1434 nucleotides. RefSeq lists its product as uncharacterized. The transcript is spliced from 2 exons. Gene Ontology annotation, biological process: protein phosphorylation; spliceosomal complex assembly; regulation of mRNA processing. Lineage: Eukaryota; Fungi; Ascomycota; Sordariomycetes; Diaporthales; Diaporthaceae. The coding region runs from base 1 to 1434 and encodes 477 amino acids. Gene Ontology annotation, molecular function: protein kinase activity; ATP binding. The record is from RefSeq and is a predicted model, not a curated record.
AUGAAAAGAAAAGAAACUCAGAAGUCUCGUGGCGAUAAGCCUUCGGAGAUAGCGAACCAGCCAAAACGGACUGACCAAGCAGAAGCCGAACAAGUCCCGAUCUGGAAGAGACUGUUUCUGUUCAAUGCAGUAGAGGAAAGCUUGGAAACCGUUAGCAAAUACCGACCCGGCGGCUAUCAUCCCGUGCAACUUCAUGAUACUCUUCACAAAGGCAGAUACCGGGUCAUUCAUAAGCUCGGGUAUGGCGGCUUCUCAACAGUAUGGCUUUGCUGUGAUGAGAAAGCGAAAGACCCAACUUACGUUGCGGUCAAGAUCCUGCUGGCCAGCGAGUCGGAGGAGGCGUGUCGCGAGCUCCUUGUGAGCAGACUGCAAGCAGAAGGUAUCGGAAGAGUGCCUGGUGGCGAGCAUAUCUGCCUGCCAGUGAACCGAUUCGAGACGCAAGGUCCAAAUGGGAGCCAUAUCUGCCUCGUCUAUCCUGUUCUGGGCCCCAGCAUCGCAUCUCUAGCAAGAUUGCUACGAGACGGUGCUGGAAAAGACAGCACAGAUCAAGCCGACAAAGACAAACACGAAGACCAUGUCGAGAAUUAUACAAAGUCUCAUGGUUCUACUCUGCGAAGUGUCUCUAGACAGGCCGUUCAAGCACUGUCUGCGCUUCACAGGCAUUUUCGGCCGGCCAACAUAUUGCUAAAGCUGCAAUGCCUCGAUGGAUUGGACGAGGAAGAGGUUCUCGAGAUGCUCGGCAAGCCGGAAACUACCAAAGUCAGAGUCCGCAAGAGCCCGUCCUCCACGCCGGCCAUCACUGGUGCGCCAGAUUACCUGGUGUAUCCGGUUGACUUCGAUGAUGCAGACCCAUCCUUGAUUUCUACAGAGGCCUAUGUCACCGACUUCGGGCAGUCAUUUGACAUAUCAGAGGACGCCCUUCCCACAAGCUCCGGCAUCCCUGCCGACUACCGCGCCCCUGAGAUGGUCCUGGGCCAGACCGCAGGCAUCGAGAUGGACUUAUGGUCUCUCGGGUGCACGCUAUUUGAGAUACGAACGGGGAGAAGAUUGUUCUCUGUCUUUCAGCUCUUGCGCUUUGACGGCGCUGCUUACUUGCUUGAGCUAGCACCACUCUUGGGAAAGCCACCAGAGGCAUGGUUGGUGCCUUGGAAGAAGAAGUUGCGCGCCCUUCUGUCCGAGCCUGACGGGGAUUCCAAGGCCGAGACGAGUAUCGAUACAAUGAAAUCAGAAGCCGCACGUCGUAGAGCAAUAGAGGAGGAAAUCGAGGCAUCCGUUCGUUGCACCGGAGAGGAUUGCGCUCACGGGCCACAUGAGCCCAUCUCAGGGGAUGAGGCUCGGAUCUUUUCUGAUCUUCUGGAGAAGUUACUAAGGUGGAUACCAGAGGAGCGCUUGGCUUCCAGCAAGGUGCUGGAGCAUGAAUGGUUCAAGACUUGA